AUGGCCUUUGGAAGAAGCAGUCCACCGCCUUCCCACUCGUCGGCCAAGAAGCAGCAGUCGAUUUCUAGCUUCUUCACACCCAAACAACCUGCUGCGAAGAAAGCCGCUCCAUCUACGCCAUCCGUAACCAAGAGACCAUCAAUAUCCAAUGCGCCUGAGCCAAAUAGGGAUGCUGGAGAGACAGCCCCGAAGAGCAGCCCACCCAAACCGAAACGUCCCUUCGAAGAGGACAGCGACGAGGAUGAGGACUUGCCCGACCCCAAACGAACGCGUCCGAGUCUCGACAAACUUGAGAACGAAUCAUUGCCCGGCCAUGCAGUGCAGCCACAUAAGCCCUCGGUAGCCAAUCUUGCUGCACCCGUCUCGGAUCGUACCGCUAGAUAUAUUUUCUCCAGCUCUCAACCCGACCAACCUCUCCAAGAUCAUCAGGACGAUGAAGCGAUUCGUAGACAGAAGGAACGUCUCCAUCAAAAGUUUGUGAAGAAGCUGGGCCGACCUGACAGUCUUGCCGACAUAAGACGUCGCAAUCACUUCAUUGAUGAGGACCAGCCAGAAGGCGACGAGGAUAUGGAUGAAGAGGAAGAGGAGGUACCAAAGCCCGCUAAAGGCAGAAAGGGCCCUGCUGCUCGAAAGACUGCUAGCAAGCUCACACCAAUGGAGAAACAAGUCAUUGACAUCAAGAAAAAGCACAUGGAUACUCUUCUGGUUGUCGAGGUUGGUUACAAAUUCCGCUUCUUUGGUGAGGAUGCUCGCAUCGCCGCAAAAGAGCUCCAGAUCAUGUGUGUACCGGGAAAGAUGAGGUUUGACGAGCAUCAUUCAGAAGCGCAUCUUGACAAGUUCGCUGGUGCAAGUUUUCCCACACAUCGCUUGCAUGUCCAUGUUAAGCGUCUCGUCUCGGCCGGACACAAGGUUGGUGUUGUUCGUCAACUUGAAACUGCUGCGCUCAAGAAGGCUGGUGACAACCGCAAUACACCCUUCGUCCGGAAGCUCACAAACUUGUACACCAAGGGUACAUACAUUGAUGACAUAGAAGGCUUAGAUGGUCCUGUGGCUGCACCAGCUGGAGGUGCUCCCGCGACUGGCCAUCUUCUCUGUUUGACUGAGUCGAAUGCUGGAGGCUCCGGCACGGAUGAAAAGGUGCGUCUCGGUAUCGUCGCUGUUCAGCCCACUACAGGUGACGUGAUAUACGAUGACUUCUUCGAUGGCUUCAUGCGAAGCGAACUUGAAACCCGCCUUCUUCAUAUCGCUCCCUGCGAGUUUCUCAUCGUCGGUGCUGUAUCCAAAGCAACAGAAAAGUUGGUCGAGCAUCUUUCUGGCAGUAGGACAAAUGUCUUCGGAGAUCGCGCACGAGUAGAGCGUACCGAAAAGUCAAAGACGUUCGCUGCUCAAGCUUAUACCCACAUUUCUGACUUUUACGCUGGCAAGAUGCAAUCGGAUGAUACGUCGGAGGAGAAGUCUGCCAUGCUUGACAAGGUACACCAGCUCUCUGAAUCAGUCACGAUGUGUCUCUCGGCCAUGAUCACUCAUCUCACCGAUUACGGUCUUGAGCAUGUAUUCGAUCUCACCAAGAACUUCCAGUCUUUCAGUGCACGGUCUCAUAUGUUGCUGAACGGUAACACUCUAUCGUCACUAGAGAUCUACCAAAACCAGACAGAUCACACUGAGAAGGGCAGCCUCUUCUUCAUCCUCAACCGAACAAAAACUCGCUUUGGUCAACGUCUCCUCCGAAAGUGGGUUGGACGUCCUUUACUAGACCAACAACAGUUGCAGCAUCGCAUUGGUGCUGUGGAGGAACUUCUUGACACUGAUCGUGCUAUUCCCACCGACCGUAUCAAGAAUCUUCUGGCUCAUGUGAGAGGCGACCUGGAAAAGUCGUUGAUCAGAAUCUACUACAAGAAAUGUGCCCGUCCAGAGCUGGUAUCUGUCCUCCAGACACUACAAUCUAUCUCCAAUGAGUAUUCGCACGUCAAGUCGCCGGAAGAUUCGGGGUUCAAAUCACAAUUGCUUGCCGAGGCCAUCGCAUCACUGCCGCUGAUAUCCGAAGAUGUCAUCUCGUAUCUCGAAAGAAUUAACCUUCAGGCUGCCAAGGACGACGACAAAUACUCUUUCUUUCGCGACCAACAUGAGACAGAAGAGAUCACCGACCAUAAGGUUGGUAUCGCAUGCGUUGAACAUGACCUGGAUGAGCAUCGUGGGGAAGCGGCGAAGAUCCUCAAGAAGAAUGGAGAGAUCAAAUACGUCACUGUAUCAGGCAUUGAGUUCCUGAUUGAGAUUGAGAACAUACAUCUCCAGAGGGUCCCUGCAUCAUGGGUCAAGAUCAGUGGAACAAAGAAGGUAUCGCGAUUUCACACACCUGAGGUCGUCAAGCUCAUCCGCGAACGUGAUCAGCGCAAGGAGGCUCUCGCCAACGCCUGUGAUGCCGCUUUUGCCGAGCUUCUUUCUGAGAUUGGUGCCAAGUACCAAACCUUCCGCGAUUGUAUUCAGUCAUUGGCAACUCUGGACUGCCUGCUCUCGCUAGCCGACAUUGCAAGUCAACCAGGAUACACAAAGCCUGAAUUUAUCACAGACACUGAUGAAGUCCGUCUUGAGGUUAAGGAGGGUCGCCAUCCGAUGGUUGAACAGCUUCUUCUUGAUUCUUAUGUGCCUAAUGACAUCGAACUAUCUUCUCAGGAGAGAGCUCUUCUCAUCACUGGACCGAACAUGGGCGGCAAGUCGUCUUAUGUCAGGUCAGUAGCCUUGAUCGGUAUCAUGGCACAGAUAGGAAGUUGGGUUCCGGCGUCGCACGCAAGGCUGACACCACUGGAUGCCAUCUUCACGCGUAUGGGUGCAUUCGACAAUAUGCUCAAGGGUGAGAGUACCUUCAUGGUGGAACUGUCGGAGACAUCGGACAUUCUGAAGCAAGCUACACCUCGUUCACUUAUCAUUUUGGAUGAACUCGGUCGUGGUACAAGCACACAUGAUGGUGUGGCUAUCGCACAAGCUGUCUUAGACUAUGUGGUGCGUGAGACCAAGGCGCUCACUCUCUUCAUCACCCAUUACCAAGCACUCUCUCGUAUAGCGGAAAGAUAUGACGCGAGAGAGCUUCGAAAUGUGCAUAUGCGCUUUACUGAAGAGGUCGUUGGUGACGAUCAUACCGACAUCACUUUCUUGUAUGAGGUCGGUGAAGGUGUUGCACAUCGCAGUUACGGCUUGAACGUCGCAAGACUUGCUGGACUUCCGAAAGACGUGCUCGACGUGGCUGCGAUCAAAAGCACGCAGAUGGAAGAAGAGGCAAACAGAAGAAAAAUGGCGCAUUUAUCACGAGUGUUGUCGUCGACCCUUGAGAGCGAACAGUCAUCGAAUCUGGAACUGCUCGUUGCUGGUGUCGAUAUGAUGUAA
Aureobasidium pullulans EXF-150 is the source of this 3378-nucleotide messenger RNA. RefSeq lists its product as uncharacterized. Gene Ontology annotation, biological process: mismatch repair; mitotic recombination. The record is from RefSeq and is a predicted model, not a curated record. NCBI's taxonomy places the organism in Eukaryota, Fungi, Ascomycota, Dothideomycetes, Dothideales, Saccotheciaceae. Gene Ontology annotation, cellular component: nucleus. Gene Ontology annotation, molecular function: ATP binding; mismatched DNA binding; ATP-dependent DNA damage sensor activity. The transcript has a single exon. Bases 1 to 3378 code for a protein of 1125 amino acids.